This is a messenger RNA of Punica granatum (pomegranate), 1385 nucleotides long. NCBI's taxonomy places the organism in Eukaryota, Viridiplantae, Streptophyta, Magnoliopsida, Myrtales, Lythraceae. The record is from RefSeq and is a predicted model, not a curated record.
UUGAUGACAUGAAAGAGAGGAUCGUGUUGGCAAUAACUCAAACCAAAUAUGAGUCCUUUUACGGGGAACCUUUUGACUAUGAAAUCCUAAUCUCGCGCAAAACGCCCUGGCCAUUGUCCCCAACCUCAGCCUCGACCCCUCUUCUUCUCCCUCUUCAUCACCGUUGUAGAUCUCUCUCUCUCUCUCUCUCUCUCUCUCUCUAUCUCUCUCUAGGUCAGGGUCUGUAGAUCUUCGGAUUCCGUCCGGAAGCCGCCAAUGUCGACGAAGGCCACUGCCUCGUAUGGCACAUCCGCCUCCGCGGUCAGCAGCAGCAGCCCCACCUACGCGCAGCCCCCCAUGGCCCCCCUCUCCUACUCCACCCGCGCCACCGAGUUUCUUGCCACCCGCCGCCCCUGGCGCGAGUUCUUCGACCUCGCCUCCUUCUCCCUCCCUUACAGCUACGCCGACGCCAUGUCCCGGAUCAGGAAGAACCUCAACCACUUCCGCGUCAACUACACCAUGAUCAUGCUCGCCAUCCUCUUCCUCAGCCUUCUCUGGCACCCCGUCUCCAUGAUCGUCUUCAUCGUCGUCUUCGUCGCCUGGUACUUCCUCUACUUCUCCCGCGACCAAACCCUAGUCGUCCUCAAUUACAGCGUCGACGACAGGAUCGUCCUCGUCGGCCUCAGCCUUGUCACCAUUAUAGCUCUCGUCCUCACCCAUGUGGGCCUCAAUGUGCUCGUGUCUCUGAUAAUUGUGGUCGUCAUCGUCGGGUUGCACGCAGCGUUCCGAAACUCCGAGGAUGUGUACGUCGAUGAAGAGAGCGCCAAUGAGGGCGGGUUGUUCUCCGUCGUGGGGAGCCAGCCCAUGAGAACGCCACCUUAUACUCGAUUGAACUAGUAAUCGUUUCCGAAAGGCAAAUGGAUGGUUCCGGGCUCCAGUUUAUACAGGAUUCUUGUUUCUCAUGGUGCCAAUUUUCCCCAAACAUAAGUUGCUGGCGAUUUUCGAACUGCUGGUGGAUCAAGCUCGAGAAUUUGCGUUGGUAUAGAUCGGCUAGAUAGAAGAGGGAAAUAGAAAAACUUUGGAUUUGGUCGUAACUCUUGAAGUUUAGGAUGGUUCAGGAUCAGUUUGCUUGUUUGGGAUUUCUUGAAUUCGGGUCUUUGAAGGAAGAAGCGUGUCCUUGUGCUCUAAAGUGAUAUCGUAUUGUUAUUCAGAUACGCGCUAUGUGUAUAUGGUGGUUACGCAUCCUCCGUGGGAGAGGCUACACUGCAUCUUUCAUUUGUUCAUUAUGAUAAUAGUUACUUCGUGUUGUUUGUUCAGCUGAAUUGUUAUUAUGAGACUGACUAUUGAAGAAAACAUGGUGUUUCUCGAUUUUAAAGCUUCUGAAUUACUUUGUAGUGCAGCGGGGA